Messenger RNA from Aspergillus niger, 7191 nucleotides. RefSeq lists its product as uncharacterized. The coding region runs from base 1 to 7191 and encodes 2396 amino acids. The record is from RefSeq and is a predicted model, not a curated record. NCBI's taxonomy places the organism in Eukaryota, Fungi, Ascomycota, Eurotiomycetes, Eurotiales, Aspergillaceae. Gene Ontology annotation, biological process: secondary metabolite biosynthetic process; fatty acid biosynthetic process. The transcript has 6 exons. Gene Ontology annotation, molecular function: fatty acid synthase activity; 3-oxoacyl-[acyl-carrier-protein] synthase activity; oxidoreductase activity.
AUGCAAUUGCCAGACACCGUGGCAGUUCCAGGACUGCCGGUGGCUCCUGCCGCUGCGCAGCAAACAAGCAUGCCUAUGGCGGUUGUCGGAAUUGGCUGCCGGCUUCCCGGCGAUGUUUCCAGUCCCGCUCAGCUCUGGGAUUUCUUGAGAGAAUGCCGCUCGGGUGUGAGUGAGGUCCCUAAGGAUCGCUUCAACAUCCAUAGCUAUAGGGGCAGCAAGGAUGAGCCGGGCACGACUCUACCAUUGGGCGGAUACUUUCUUCAGGAUGACAUCCGCAACUUCGACAACCAGUUCUUCGGCAUCAAUAAUCGAGAUGCAGCUGUUAUGGACCCCCAGCAGAGGAGGGUGCUAGAGGUAGUAUUUGAGACCUUUGAGAGCGCCGGCGUAACCCUGGAUGAAGUAUCCGGUGCCAAUGUCGGGGUUUAUAUGGCAUCAUUCACACCAGAUUACAUUGCCAUGCAGACGAAAGACCCAGAGAGCUUGACGCGGUAUAGUAACCUGGGAAUGGGGGCCACUAUCCUCGGGAACCGCAUCAGUCAUGUCUUCAACCUGAAAGGGCCAAGUUGUACAGUAGACACAGGUUGCUCGUCCUCUUUCUACGCACUCCACCUUGCUUGUAACGCAUUACAGAAUGGCGAGUGCGAUUCAGCCAUCGUGGCGGGCGUCAACCUGAUUCAGUCCCCUGAGCUACAUGCCACAGUAUCCCAGGGUGGGUUCCUAUCGCCAACAUCUUUCUGCCAUACCUUUGAUACUUCCGCUGAUGGGUACGCACGAGCAGACGGUGUUAAUGCCAUCUACAUUAAACGACUAGAAGAUGCUAUCCGUAAUCAGGAUGCUAUUCGGUCAAUCAUUCGUGGCACCGCAGUGAACAGUAACGGCCGCACACCAGGUAUAGCGCAGCCGAGCAUCGACGGUCAGGUGGCCGUGAUCCGCAAGGCCUAUGCACGCGCUGGACUGGAUCCCGCAGAAACAGCGUACGUCGAAGCUCAUGGCACUGGUACCAAGGUCGGCGAUCCAAUGGAAGUAGAGGCCCUGUCGCGUGUCUUUCGCAAAGAGCAACGGGCGUCCGCAACUUUGAUUGGCUCAGUUAAGCCAAACCUCGGGCACGGUGAGGCGUCUAGCGGGUUGUCUAGUCUCAUCAAAGCUACCCUGGCGUUGGAGCACGGACAGAUUCCAGCGACUAUCAGCGUCAAGAACAUUAACCCCAAGAUCAAGACUGAGGAAUGGGGUGUUGAUGUCGUUACCCGGAUGACCCCCUUCCCAUUAUCCGCCCGCGGUGGUCCAAAUCGCAUCAGUGUAAACUCGUUUGGUUAUGGUGGUGCAAAUGCCCACGUCAUUAUAGAGGAAGCGGACCACAAAAAGAAUCAAGUUUCAAUAAGGACUGGGGGAACUGGUGCGGAAAUUCAUAAGACGGCUCGAGUAUCACAGCUGCCGUAUCUACUUCCCUUCUCUGCAAAUCGCCUUCAAUCUCUCAAGGGUCGAGUGGAACGGCUAUCCAAUCGGGAUCUUUCGUGCCUCUCAGUCAGCGACCUCGCCUAUACUCUAGGACAGAGACGAUCUCAGUUUGCCUGUCGGGGCUACGUGAUUACCCGACAAGAGACCUUGGCACAAGAUAUCACGGUGGCAAACCUACAAGUUUCUACCUCCAACCUUGAGUUAGGUAGUAGCAGACUAGCAUUUGUAUUCACCGGUCAGGGCGCUCAGUGGCAAGGCAUGGCUCGGCAGCUGCUACACUACCCUACGUUUGCCAGCACAAUCCAUCAGCUCGACGUGGAACUGAAGGGUCUUCCACACGCCCCUCAAUGGAAAAUCCUCGAUAUUAUAAUGGACGAGUCCGACACCUGCCCCAUCAACCAGGCAGUGUUCGCACAACCGAUCACCACCGCCGUUCAGAUUGGAUUGGUGGCGCUGCUGCGAUCUUGGUCAAUUUUGGCCGAAGGAGUGAUUGGGCACUCCUCGGGUGAGAUUGGAGCAGCAUACGUAGCUGGUCUGCUCUCUGCGAGCGAGGCAAUCGUUCUUGCAUAUUACAGGGGGUACGCGGUUACGAGACAAGCAUCAACCGCAGGCGCCAUGGCAGCCGUCGGCCUGAGCUCUGAUGCGGCUUUCGACUGGAUCACCAGGCUAGACCUCGCUGACAACGUUAAAGUAGCGUGCAUCAAUUCACCAUCUAGUGUGACCAUCAGUGGUGACCGCGGGAGUAUUGAGAUUGUGGUUACCGCCCUCCAGGCAAAAGGCGUAUUUGCUCGGAUAUUGAAAACUGAUGGGAAAGCCUAUCAUUCUCACCACAUGGUCAGCGUGGGUAAGCUCUACCAAAGCCUCCUGGAUAAGGCUGGCAUUUUUGCCAAAGAUAUCGUCCCUGACACUGCCCCCCUUAACACUCAUAUGUACUCGACGGUCAUCUGUAAGCCCUUGAAGCGUCAGAUGGCUCGCACUACGGGGUACUGGCGACUCAACCUGGAGUCGCCUGUGCGGUUCUCCGAAGGUCUGAAGGGGCUGUCUGAGUGGAUAGCUCCCAACUUGUGGAUCGAAAUGGGACCGCACACAGCCCUGAAACUCCCCAUCAUUCAAACGCUUGGACAGUCGACACCUUACCACGGCACACUAAAGCGAGGGCAAGAUGGAUCAGUGACACUACUCAGCUUCCUUGGAUAUCUUUUCGUCCAUGGCUUCAGGCUGGACUUCUCGAAGCUACUGCGCAGCUACCGCAACGAAUCUCCCGCUAAAUUCAUCUACGACCUCCCAACUUACGCCUGGCACUAUGAGAAACCCCUCUGGAAUGAAUCAAGAACGAGCCGGGAGAGCCGGUAUCGCCAGAAUCCUAGGCAUGAGUUGCUUGGGACAGAAGUGCCUGGAGGAAGCCCGGCAUCCUUUGCGUGGCGCAACCUUUUGCACCUCGAUCAUGUACCUUGGCUCCGGGACCACCGACUGGGCGAUACCCCUGUCUUCCCCGCCGCAGGAUAUACUGCCAUGGCAGUGGAGGCUCUGAUACAAAAGGCUUUGCCCUCAGGCACCGAUCUAACUAGCAAACGCGUCAUCCUUCGUCAAGUGGCCUUGCUAAAAGCGCUUCCUUUGAAAGACGACGACUCGAUUGAGCUGUUUACCGAGCUUCGUCCGCUUCCCAUUUCUAACGUCCGUGAUUCGCAACACUGGUGGGAAUUCCAAAUAUUCACCGUGUUGGACGGAAGUACCUACACACUUCACGCCAAGGGAAUGAUCCGGUUGGAUUGCGGCCCCGACGGUACUUCGCACGCAGUCCCAUCCCCUAACUGUCGACUGACCGGCCGAAGCAAACACGUUUGGUAUGAUGUUAUUGCUCGAGGCGGCCUCAAGUAUUAUUCGGCGUUCCAACGCAUACAAGAGGUCUACACGCCAGAAAGCAAAGGAACCUUAUAUGCCGAAACUUCGACCAGUUCAUUCGCCCCAGAAGUCCCCACCGGCGCUCAACUAUAUCCUAGAUACUUCCUGCACCCGACCCUACUGGACACCGUUCUUCAGCUUGCCCUCAUUGCAUGCAGUGGUGGAUUCCAUAAUGGGCUGGUGGCCCGGGUCCCGACUCUCCUCGGGGAGGUCAGCAUGAGCUUGGCCCCGCAUGCUCCUGGCGAGACUGGCAUCAUUCGUGCCAAGGCUUCGGUGGUCGGACUUCAGAAGCACAGGGCGAGCACAUACUUGUUGAAUCAGAACCAACAGCCUGUGGUACAGUUUGAAAAUGUUGAAAUGACCGCCUUCAGCGCACAGGAACGUACGGAGGAGGUCCGCCAUCCCAUGGGACGCGUGCACCGGAAGCCCGACAUCACGCGAAUAUCCGAAGAUGCCGUCUUUUCUUCAGCCCUUGCUCAUGUGCUCUCUGUGACUGAUCUCGGGGCGUUUGGGUCACGCUCGCGGCUGCUAGCUGCCCUGGAUAUGAUUGUUCACAAGAAGCCUGAUUCCAGGAUUCUGUGUCUCGCANCAGACCUGUCCUUUGUGGCCUUGGCCUGCUUGGAGGUCCUGGAGGCCCCCGUAGUCUACCGACGUUUCGAGACAUUCUCCUUGGGAAGAAUAGGUCCCGAUGGAGCGCUGGAGGUUGCAGAAGUCCGCAAUUAUACUGUGCCUUUAGGCCUUGGCUCUAUGGCUUACCGCAAGGCCACCUCGGAUGACCAGUACGGCGUGUGCAUUUUGGGGCAGGGAACCAGCCAGGCAGUGGUAGGCCACCUGAAGAAGCAUACCAAUGAGUGCACGUUCUUUCUGGGCCCUUGCACUCAAUUCCCAGCCCCAGUGCCCUCGUCGCAUUUGCAACUGACGGAUCGCGAUCACGGUGUACACGUUCUACGUCCCAACCCCAAGUUCACCUCACAGUUCAACCAUGUUCUUCUGGUCGAGGCUUCCUUCAUGGACUCAAAGCUAGCUAGUCAUUUGAGCAAAGAAUUGGACAUGCCCGUGCAGGCAUUGACGCUACGCGAUAUUCCCCACUCACCCAUUCUGCCCCAAACCCUGGUCGUGUCGGUGCUAGAAUUGCACAAAUCCCUGCUGUCAGACCCAACGGCAGAGGAGUAUGACGCAAUCAAGAAAGUGAUCGAGCAUGCUGCCCAUAUCUUCUGGAUUAGCGGUAGUGGUGUUCACAACGGAUUCGAUCCCACACGGUCUAUCUUUACCGGUCUGGCUCGGGCUCUCAUCGUCGAGCAGCCCUCUACCAGAAUCUUCUCGCUGGAAAUUGACCCAGCAACUGAAAUGUCAGUGGUUUCCCGGGAUGUCUGCCAAAUUUUGCAGCAGAAGAAUGAAGUAGACUAUGAGUACAUUCGCGACGGCUCGCAGCUCCUGAUUAGCCGCGUCGUACCCGACGAGCGAUUGAACCGUGAAUUCAGGAGACGACACAACAGCAUCCCCAUGCCCAAGCCGCUAGCUCAGGUUGACAACGCCUAUUUGUUAGUUCCGGAACCAGGCCAACUGAACUCAGCAAGGUUUGUGCAACGACCAUCAUCGCCCACGCUGCCCGCCGACCAUGUUCUUGUUAAGGUUGCAUGUAUGGGCCUCAAUGCUAAAGAUGUUUAUGUGAUGGCCGGUCGAGUAUCCACAAAAAAUGCCACUUGCAGUUCUGAGUUCACGGGGCAAAUUGUGGAGUUGGGUGCCGACGUGCAAUCAUUCAAGGUCGGUGAUCGAGUGGCAGUCAUGCAUAACGGCCACUUUGGCACCUACGAGACAGUACCUUGGUGGAGCUGUAUCAGGCUAGAGGAGCAUGAGGACUUGGUUAGCAUGGCGGGUGUUCUAGUCGUCUUCUUUACAGCCGUGUACGCGCUCGAAUACCGCGCACGUCUCGAGCCCGGUGAAUCGCUUCUCAUUCACUCUGCUGCUGGUGCUGUUGGCAUUGCAACGAUCCAACUUGCUCAACACCUUGGGGUGGGCGACAUUUACGCCACCGUGGGCAACGAAGAGAAGAAGCGGUAUCUGGUCGAGCAUUUCGGGCUCCGUUCCGAGAACAUCUUUUCCUCGCAUGAUACCAGGUUCGCAGAGAAGAUUAAAGUCCAAACUAGAGGACGCGGUGUCAAUGUCAUUCUGAACUCCUUGGUGGGAGACCUCCUCCACGAAAGCUGGGAUUGCCUAGCGGACUGGGGACGCUUUGUCGAGAUUGGUAAACGCGAUAUUCUCGACUGCGGUAAGCUCAAUAUGUCCACCUUUGCGCGCGGAACUACUUUCACGUCGUUCGACCUAAACAUGCUGAAUGAACUCGACACGCCCGAAGCGGCCCGCCAGUUAAAGCGUACAAUUCUUGCGCGUUUGUUGCAGCUGGUCCGCGCCGGACACGUUCAGCCCGUCCAGCCCUUGGCCGUCUUCCCCGUCUCAGAACUAAGUGCAGCCUGCAACCACUUCAACAACGCCAAGCGGAUGGGUAAGAUCGUAAUUUCCUUUGAAGACCAGACGCAAAUCGUCCCCACGGUUCCUGUGCUCUACUCUACCGUUCUAAACCCAAAUAAAUCCUACCUAAUGGUCGGCUGUCUAGGCGGUCUUGGUCGAAGUCUAUCACGGUGGAUGAUGAACCGCGGAGCCCGUCACUUCAUAUUCCUCAGCCGCACAGGUCUAGCCAAACCAGCUGCCAGGCAUUUUGUCCAGGAGCUAAAACAGGCUGGGGCACGCUGUACAAUCGUAACCGGCGACGUUACUACGUACGAGGACGUGGAGCGCGCAGUAGCAGCGGCAGUUGCUGAUGCGCCUCUGGGUGGAGUGAUUCAGGCCGCAAUGGGCCUCCACGAAGCCAUUUUCAGUCACAUGCCUCGUGAGUACUGGCUUACAGGCACGCAAGCCAAGGUGCGUGGAACAUGGAAUAUCCACCAAGCCCUGGGCAAACUCAAGUGCGAAUCCGCUCUGGAUUUCUUGCUUUUGACUAGCUCCGUCACUGGACAGAUCGGCAUGGCCACUGAGGGCAACUAUUGCGCUGCGAACCACUUUCUGGACGUGUUUGCGCGCUAUCGCCAGAGCCUCGGGCUGCGCGCCAUCUCCCUCGGAUUGGGCACCAUAUCGGAGGUCGGGUAUCUCCACGAGCACAGCGAAAUCGGUGAACUCCUCCUCCGCAAAGGCAUCCGUCCCCUUCCCGAGAACGAAGUCCUUCAAAUCGUCGACUUUGCUUUAUCAUCUGAUAUUGACCAGCAGCAAACGGUCCCCCGAGAUCGUCUAGCGCAGUGCCACAUCCUAACUGGCAUCGAAGACACCAAACUCCAAGACCACCGCAAACAAGGCUUCACGGGUUUCUGGCACAAUCUAGACAAUACCCGCUUCUCAGUACUUAUUAACGCCCUGCAGCGGCAGGCAUCCCAGUCCGAAAGCGGGAUUAACACCCCUGCGUCAGUCAUUCAAACUGUGUUGGCGUCAGGCGACGAGAAGCAGCUACGCGAAGCGGUGAUUCAAGCAAUAGCGAAGAAAAUGUCGAAUAUUAUUCUAUUGCCGCUGCCGAAGCUGGAUUUGAAGUUGCCGCUGAGUGACUAUGGCAUGGAUAGUAUGUUAUCAGCGGAGCUAAGACAGUAUAUCUUUAAUUCGAUGGGUGUAGAUGUCCCGUUUCUGACAUUAAUGGAUACGGCAACGUCGGUGUUGAGUGUUGCUGAGAUGGUACUGGAGGAAUUGGGAAAGAUUAUCAGGAAUAAAAAUAAUAUUAUGAUUUAUGCUAUUAUAAUACUACCAAAGCUAUCUGCUAUCCUUGCAUUAGUUGAUUAUUUGAUAUCUUUAUGA